GCUAGAGUUGAUAUAUUCGAAUCUAACAGGCUUGCCCGUAAUGUCGCAGAUGAUAGUCUUCUUCAUUCCACUGAUCAUGUCGGGUCAAACAGGGCUAACUUUGAAAAAAAUAAUUUACCAUUUACGCGAAGAGAACAAAUGCAUUCUGAUGGGUUUGAAGACCAUUUGUUAGGCUUUAAUGAUGCUCCAUCUGCAGUGGAUUCAUCACAUCUCCGAGCUGGAUUAGGAUCUAAACUUGGUGGUUUAAAUGGAUCUGCUGAAAUUGGGCUUCCUGAAGAGGAUAGUUUGCUUGGUGUCAGCAAUCCUGUGAAGCUCCAGAAUUUCAUGGCUGGUAGUGUAAAACCAGAGCUAUUGCCCUUCCAAGGGGCACCGGUUGACGUAGCUGAGAAACUAGCAGCUUUAAAGGCUGUCUUCAAGGAUGAAAGACCUGUUGUGGGAGAGAAAAAAGGUCAACCUUUUCCUCCGGGUACUUAUGAGGUGAGGGGGCCAGAUAUUCCAUUUCAUAACAAUAAUAUCCAAGCUUCUUCUCCACACCUUCGUCCUCAAUUGAAUUAUGGAGGUCCUUUGUUUCCUUCAUUAGAUUCACAUCCUUCUAAAAUUAGUUCUCAGAUGAAGUUCAUGUCUCCGGAAGGCAUCAUCCAUCAUGAUGUCCCACCAAAUCAUCAAUUUCCUGCAAGUAUGCUUCGUCCUCUCCAUCAUCCUAGCAGUGGACUAACUGGAUUUGAUCCUUCAAUUCAUCAUCCUAUGUUACAGCGAACGCAUAUGCCUGGAAACUUCCCUCCACCCAACUUGCAACGAGGAUUUUCUUGUGUUGAACCGCCGCCGCCUCAUUCAAAUAAUCGGAUGACUGGCUUGCUACCUGAAUUGAAUCCAAUGCAUCGUUUACAAUUGGGGCCUGGUCACCGGCAUCUCCAACCCAACUUUGCUGGUCUUGGAAUGCCUCCUGGACAUGACGUUGGCAGUGGGAGCCAUCAUCCAGAGGCAUUGUCAGAGUCUUAUUGAGAUGGAACUCAGGUCCAAGUCAAAGCAGAUCGACCCUUUUGGUGCAUCCGGCCAUAGUCAGGGCCAAGGGAUGUACGGUCACGAGCUAGACAUGGGUUUUCAGUAUAGAUAAUGAGUUUUGGUUGUAGUUUUGCCAAUGGAUUGUUUCUCUCCCAGAAUUGAGGAUAGGUUUGAUGUUCUCAACUCUGGAGGGGAUUACUGUGGCUCACUAUAAUUAAAAUGAUUAUUAUCACACUUGAAA
Molecule: messenger RNA, 1243 nt
Organism: Hibiscus syriacus
Lineage: Eukaryota; Viridiplantae; Streptophyta; Magnoliopsida; Malvales; Malvaceae
Exons: 2
Coding region: 139-1002 (287 amino acids)
Source: RefSeq, a predicted model, not a curated record